Molecule: messenger RNA, 2740 nt
Organism: Oryzias melastigma (Indian medaka)
Lineage: Eukaryota; Metazoa; Chordata; Actinopteri; Beloniformes; Adrianichthyidae
Exons: 15
Coding region: 792-2606 (604 amino acids)
Source: RefSeq, a predicted model, not a curated record
GACUCGCAUCAGGGUUUGUUGGAUCAAGUGGUUUGUCUAUUAAAAAAGGGCAUAUAAAAGUUUUAGCUGAACUAUAGUGGGGAGCAAACAUACUCCAAUUCAGCGUAAACCAAAGUGCGGAAGUGAAGCAAAAGGAGUAAAUGAUGCACCGGAAUACACAACCCACAUGGCGAAACAGAAUGCCAAGCAGUCUUAGUGGAAUGUUAUGACGCGGGGAGCCAUUAAUUACUACGUUAUAAACAAAAGAAUUGAGGGACUUGCCGGUUUUCCUCAGGCUUGUUAAAGCGUUUUAGUCGAGAAAUACCGCCCCCAAGCGGGCGGCGUUAGGAACUACGUAAACAUUUUAAGUUUGGCCUGUUUUAACAGCGCCGCGUGCCAUAAAACUAAAACAAACAAGCCAAAAAAAGGUUACAUUUAUAAGUAUUUAACGAGAACCUAGUUCAUAUCGCGGGGAGAGUCGUUGUUAUAAAAAGAGCAGCUUUAAUGUUUUUUCCCUUUCAUUAAAACCACAACGCAACUAAUAUAAACGCAUUAAUUGCUACAAUAUCAACAGUAUAUUCACGCUAACUUAUUUUAAUGCAAAAACGUAAAGCCGGAAUCACAAUUUACUAGCACAUAACUACAGUAUAAAAGCGUGACAAGCUACUUCAGGAAUUCCAUCGUUCUGUCUAACGGUUUUCACCGACGUCAUCGUUUUUAGCCAAUCAGCAGUCAUCUUUUUUGGCGGUUAUUCUAGCCCUUUAUGUUCAAGCUAAUUCCAGCUACAAUUUGUGUAUUUAUUGUCUUUAAACAUGAAUUGGGUUGGAGGUUCAAGGAACCGCCUGGUGAUGAAGAAUGAUGCAAAAAAGCAGAGGGAGUUUUUUGAAAAGAAAAAAAUGGAGCAAAAAUUGAAAAGGUUGGGUGUAAAGCUCCCAAAUUCCUCCAUUGGAAGUAAUACUUCAGGAAGCACAGAUCUGAUGACUUUGCUUAUCGUUAACCAGAUCGCUGCCAAGAAAGCAAACCCAGAUCCACCUAAAGUGACUGUUUUUGGCAGCAGUAAAAAAAGCCUCAAGCACAGGAGAAAUGAAGCCAUCGUGCUCCCGAUGAGUCCUGGUUCUCCAUCUAAGCUGUGCCUCACAGACAGCCAACCUCAGUACAGUUUUCAAGGAAUCCUAACAAGAAAGGCUGGUAUCCAACAAGGGUUCAAAUGUGGACAGCUUUCACCGGUCCUGGAAUCGGCCUUCUCAGACAACAGCGCGUCGGACUACCUGCCACCCAGAACCGACCUCGCCAGCCCUUCUUCCUCCUCCUCAUCACUGUCCUCUGGCAGAGGACGGGCAUCGUCAGGAAUAUUCCGAUUCCAGAUGAAUCCACAAAAGGAAAGCUUCAGUCAGGCCCAGAUCAUACCUCAGCGUUCUCCUUCACCCUGGGAGAACGUGCAGCAGUCGAGACAGUUUCAGCCUUUCUCCCAGCCCAGAUCCAUGACAGAAGCGUCCUGCUGGUCCAACACCUCAGAAUUCCCUCUUUUCCAAAUUCAGACCCCCGCCCCGGUCCAGGGGCUCUUUGGAAGUCCAGAACCAGUUAAAGCUGAAGGCGAGGUCCGUAGAAUGGAUGUAGACAUUUUUCCAACACAACCACAAGAGGAGGGGCUGGACUUCACACUUAACCAGGGAGGGUCCGAACACGUGACCCUGGAGGAUGUCUUCCAGCGGUUCUGUCAGGAUGAUGGAGGGGAAGAUUGUCACAGUGGAGGGGUAAAAACAAAAAUAUUUCUGGCAGAGGAAACAUCCGUCAGACCUUCAGGCCUCCAAACUGUGCCUGACUCCCAGUAUGUGGUUGCUGAGUUCUACAAGGAUGCAGACUUAAACUCGUCACCUCCAGGACAAACCCCCCAUCCUGCAAGCUGCUGUGAAUAUUCACCGAGCUGCUCCUGCAGAGGGGGUUACUACAGUUCAGACUCCAAUGACGAUGAACAAUGUUGUCAGCAAGAUUCUUCCUCCUAUAUGGCUCAAGCUUGUUGUUUAAACCAUUUAGAUCAAGCUUUACGAAGCCCUAAACUCCCCCAGUCCAGACUUCCUACGCCGCCAGCGAGCCUAAAUGAUGACACGAAGGUUCUGGAGUCCCUAAAAACGGCCUCCAAAGGUCAAAUGAUAGAAAUCAAAAGUCCACCUGUCUGUCUCAGCCUGGAGCACAGUCCACCGGUUAAGCCGUGCGGCUGCAGGAAAGUCCAAACUCAAGACGCGGCAGCUCAAACGGUGAGUGUCUGCGCGCCCGGAAGUCGAGAUGCCGCCACCCAGUGUGGCUCAGACGGCGAGGCUGCAACCUCAGCCUUCAGUCUGCAGCAGCUGGACGUCGGAGGCGUGUCUGGGAGGCGGAGCAAAUCACAGGAAGCCUUAGUAGAGGAAAAGAAGGCCCCGAUCCAGGAAUUCCACUCUGUGCUGGGGAGCAACGGUUUCCCUCAGAGACCCACAAAUCCAUUUGGAGACAGUCUGAACAUGAGAGGAAACGAGGGAAGACUACUGUCACAUAAAGAAGAAAAAGAGUUUAGAGUGAACCCACCUCCUCAAGAAGAUACUCAGCUGGAGGAAAUAGCCGACAUUUUGCUUCUGCUGAAGCAAAAGAAAUGAAACAAAAGGAAGCAGGAAAUAAAAGUGACAUCUGUUGGGCUGCAUUUUUUUAGUUUAAGCCUCAUUUAAUAGAAAAAAACUCACAAAAUUCUCUGUUGGUUUCUUAACGAAGUGAAAUAAAGUCCUAAAACCGA